UAAAGUACCAUAUGUUAUUCGAUUCCAAACUUGUCUCGAGAUCAGGACAAUCGUCUUUGUGAUCCUCUGCAUACCGUUCAUCAUGCAUAGAGAUCCGUGACACAGCCCAAGGCUCGCACAGCCUGAAAGUUGGGAAAGCUCGGAGGUCAUCGGAGGAAAGUGGAAGCCGACGACAAUGGCGGAUAAGCCGAGCAGAGCUCUGGUGCUAAUUGGUGAUGGCCACGCUUCUUGCGUCUCACCCUCGUAUGCGAAUCUCCACGCCUUCGCCUCCAGGGCCUCCUGUGGUUUCCUCUCCCUUCGAACUCCUAUUCCAUCUGAAAGUGAAAAUGAUAGAGUGAUCAGAGAAUUAGCACAGCUGCUUGAUGCAUAUGAUUUCUAUGUGAACAAGCAUGGAAACCAUGGUAACGUCAAUACUGAUGUGAAAAAAGAGGAGCUUGUGUGUCCAACAAUUUCUGAGAGGUUUAUGGGUUUGAGAGCUGCUUUCAUUACUAACUGCACUGAUUCGGUAUCAUUUGCAAGAAAUCUUGGUUUGAAUGUUCUGCAACUUCAUGAAAUAGUUAGGCAAAAUGAGUCCAGUGAACUGCUUCCUGAAGUCUCUGAUGCUGUCAUAUCUAAGCUACUAUUGCUUCUAGGUUUUUCAGGAGGGGAUGUACUAGAAAAAUAUGAUUUUGAUCUAGUCUUCUUGCAUGUUAGAUUUACUGAAAAGUCAAAAGAUCAGAAAGAAAAGACAUUUAUAAAUAGUGAUGUUGAGUGGCUCGACAAAUUGGUUGGCGGGAUCAUGCAAACGGUGCAUCCUGGAUCACUAGUUGCCUCUCGUUUGCACUUCUCCAUCUUGUUAAGUUAUGGUAUUGUUUCAAAGAAUGAUGAGAACUGUACUUUGGUUUUGAACUCUUCAACAGAAACAAAUUCCGAUCUGUCUUUACUUCGCCCUCGUCAAAGUUACACAAUGAAAGGUGGAAGCAUAUUAAAGGACAUCAGGCAUCAUCAUCCUAUCUUAGUUGCUCAGUUGCAAGAGGGAGUAACUCGUAGAGAUAUGGUAACAAAGUUUUCCUUUGAAGAAUUUAAGAAGGAUGGGGCGAACCUCACUAUACUCGCUGAUAGGUUUCUGCACGAGGUGGCGUUCAAGCUCUGGAAAGCACCAAAGUAUGGAGCCUGAGAUUAAAAUCACCUGACACUAAGGAGGACAACAAAAUGCAGUAUGAAAUUACCCCUUGUUUAUGAAUAAAGCAAAUUGAGGAUGAGUUACAACAUAUUGCCUAAAGGCAAACAGCAGAAUUUUCCGUUGUCAAUGUCAAAAGAUAAAAUAUAAAAGCCGGUUUCUUCGGCAUGUUGUGUAUCUAGAUGAGUUCAACAACCGCAAGUUGGUUUCGUA
This is a messenger RNA of Dioscorea cayenensis subsp. rotundata (Guinea yam), 1372 nucleotides long. RefSeq lists its product as uncharacterized. The transcript has 6 exons. Bases 176 to 1156 code for a protein of 326 amino acids. The record is from RefSeq and is a predicted model, not a curated record. NCBI's taxonomy places the organism in Eukaryota, Viridiplantae, Streptophyta, Magnoliopsida, Dioscoreales, Dioscoreaceae.